AUGGGGUAUAACAAACAAAGAGGUUCAAAAAAUGAACCAGAUAUAACGAUAAAUACGGAUUCAAUAUUGGGUUCCAAAUGGUGUCCUAUAUGUGAAACAAAAGUUAAUUUUGAACCACAACAUUUUCAAACUGCAAUGAUUAAUGUAAUUAAAAAUCCAAAUAUAAAUUCAACAGUCUUGCUACGAGCUGAUAUUUUGAUUGAAAAUUCAUAUGAUCCUGAAAAAGGUAAUACGAAAUUUACAAGUAAUUUAAUUGAUGUUUUACCAGAUAUAGAAUCAAAUACAAUUGAUAAUGAAAAUGUUAAAAAUGAAAAUAAAUUACUUCAUCGAGAUCUACAAGAUGUUAAUAUUCGAAAGAUUCCUAUCAGUGAUUCAAAACUUAAAUUAUCAAAUAGAAUAGAAAUUGUUAGAAGAAUGAUACCGAGAAAUCCAUUUAAAGAUCAUAUUGUCAAUCAAACAUGUUUAUUAUUGAAAAGUGAUGAUAAUAAUACAAUUUUAAUAGUAUAUAUACCUCAUAUUAAUUCAAAAGAAGAAAUUCCUUAUUAUUUACCACAAGUAUUGGGUGUUGGGAUUUUAUAUGAUAAUCAAAAAGUUUCAAUCCAUUAUCUACCUUUUGAAAAUGAAUUAAAUUUCAUAAAAUCAAUAGAUCAAUCAAAUAGAAUUGUUAGAACUGCGAUACGACUAUUACAAACAUCAACAAAACAUUCAAAUGGGGUUAAAAUAGGAUAUUCAAAAAGAGUUAAUCAUGAUUUAAUAGUACCAAAAGUAAAUUUUCAAAAUAAAUAUAUUUAUUUAAAAUCAAAAUAUUCAUCUGAUUUAGUAAAUAAUUGGAAAGAAAGUACUGAUCCAAAUAAACAUGUAUUUGAAGAUUUAGCAAUUGCAGCAUUUUUAAUUGAAUAUUGGAAUAUAAAAAAUUUUGCAAAGGAUAAAUUUGAAUUUAGAGAUUUAGGUUGUGGGAAUGGAUUAUUAGUUUAUAUAUUAAUUAUGGAAGGUUAUAAAGGUGAAGGAAUUGAUGCAAGAAGUAGAAAAUCUUGGAAAACUUAUCCUAAAUUUGUUCAAGAUAAAUUAUUUGAACAAAUAAUUGUACCUAGUAUAUUAUUAAAACCUCAUCCAUCUGUUUCUAAACUUAUUCCAGAAAUUCAAGAUAAUGGAAGAACUUUCAAUGAUAUAAAUGAUACACAAGCUCAAUUAUCUUCAAAUAAUUUAUUAAAUUCACCUAAUGUAUGCACAACUCAAGAAUUUCCUUCUAAUACAUUUUUAAUUGGUAAUCAUUCUGAUGAAUUAACUUGUUGGAUGCCAUUACUUGGUUUCCCAUUUAUGGUAAUUCCUUGUUGUUCACAUGCAUUGAAUGGUAAUAAAAUACGAUACCCACCUCCUAAGAAACAUAUAUCGAAACAACAACAACUACUACAACAUCAACAACCUGUUUCAUCUUCAACAUAUGCUUCAUUGGUUGAUCAUGUAGAAAAAUUAUCAAUAUUAAAUGGUUGGGAAGUAGAAAAAGAAAUGUUAAGAAUACCAAGUACAAGAAAUGCAGCUAUAAUGAGUUGUAAUAAAAUAAAAGAAUUUUUAAAUGAGCCAUCUGAUAUUUCACAAUUACGUAUAUUAGAUAUAAUUGCAAUGGAAGGAGGUGCUGAUGGAUGGGUUGAAAAUUCUUUAAAUUUGAUGAAAAAAGCACCUAGAAGUCAUUAG
Messenger RNA from Lodderomyces pseudojiufengensis, 1692 nucleotides. RefSeq names its product tRNA (uracil) methyltransferase. The coding region runs from base 1 to 1692 and encodes 563 amino acids. The transcript has a single exon. Gene Ontology annotation, molecular function: tRNA (uridine) methyltransferase activity. Lineage: Eukaryota; Fungi; Ascomycota; Pichiomycetes; Serinales; Debaryomycetaceae. The record is from RefSeq and is a predicted model, not a curated record. Gene Ontology annotation, biological process: tRNA methylation.